Messenger RNA from Trichomonas vaginalis G3, 648 nucleotides. RefSeq lists its product as uncharacterized. NCBI's taxonomy places the organism in Eukaryota, Parabasalia, Trichomonadida, Trichomonadidae. The record is from RefSeq and is a predicted model, not a curated record. The transcript has a single exon. Bases 1 to 648 code for a protein of 215 amino acids.
AUGAAUAACAGUUCUACAUUAACCAUAUAUGUUAUUCAUGAGCCUAAUGGCUUUAAAUAUUCAAUUACUGUUAAACCACACGAAAAAUUAUCGAUUUUAAACGAAAUUUUCACAUAUUCUCCAAAAUUACAGUUUGGAGUAAAGUCAAAGAUAUAUGAUGAAUCCAUGGAGUUUUGUCAAGUAGAUUCUCUCUUUUACGCUCAUCCAGAUAUUAGAAGAUUUUUUGCCACAGAUGAAAUUAGUCGACCGAAAGCAAAUUAUACACCUGAUCAACGUACUAUCAUGAUACUUUUAAUGACAUAUGGAAAUGUACAUCCAAUGCGUAUGGAAGUUGAGUUAGACGCUCAAAUUAGCAGUUUACUUAAAUAUGUUCCAGAUAUGAAGAACGGAGGAUUCAUGAAGAGAGGUCAUAUUCUCAAAAUGGAUCAAACAUUUAGAGAACAAAACAUAAAUGACGAAUGUUGGAUUUAUUAUAUUCCAGAAAUCGAAGAUUUCUACAUUGCUCAUGAAGCAUAUGGACUGAGCACUCAAGACAAACCUCGAUGGCCAAGUAAUUGGAUCAAAACUAUCAGUCAAGGUCCUUCCAUUCUUAUUGAUCCAGCAAUUCGUAAACGAACCACAAGGGAUUUACUCAAUGAUAAUUUCUAA